Messenger RNA from Phasianus colchicus (ring-necked pheasant), 8117 nucleotides. RefSeq names its product UDP-glucose glycoprotein glucosyltransferase 1 (gene UGGT1). Lineage: Eukaryota; Metazoa; Chordata; Aves; Galliformes; Phasianidae. The record is from RefSeq and is a predicted model, not a curated record. Gene Ontology annotation, molecular function: UDP-glucose:glycoprotein glucosyltransferase activity. Gene Ontology annotation, biological process: ERAD pathway. Gene Ontology annotation, cellular component: endoplasmic reticulum.
CUGAUCCUGGUGGCAUGUAGUGCCUGCAGGCAAUGGGCAUUUCCUCACUCCCUGGAGCAGAGGUGUGCUGUAUGCAGCUGAGCAUAAGGGGCUGACUGGGACUCUGACCUCGCCUGACUCCUUUGACAUUGACUUCCCCUAUAAAAUGGGAAUUCUUAUUGCAAUUCUGGGGGUCUGGUUCAGCUGCUCAUUUGUAAAAGGAGAUUCUAAGGCUGUGACAACAUCUCUAACUACAAAGUGGUCUUCAACUCCUCUGCUCCUUGAGACAAGUGAAUUUCUGUCAGAAGAAAGCCAAGAAAAGUUCUGGAAUUUCAUUGAAGCCAGUCAGCACAUCAGGACAUCUGAACAUGAUGGCAGUGAUUAUUCUGCUUACCAUGAAAUUCUGAAGGUAGCCUCCCAGAGCUUGUCACCUUUACAGCAGAAUUUGUUGAAGUUUUCUUUGUCCUUACGUUCUUACUCUGCAACAGUUCAAGCUUUUCAGCAGAUAGCAGCAGAUGAGCCUCCACCGAAGGGUUGUCCCCUAUUUUUUGCUGUGCAUGGGGAGAAGACAUGUGAAUACGACUCUCUUGGAACACUUCUGAAGACUGCUUCAGAAAGAUCAAAGCCCUUUUUGUUCAAAGGGGACCACACGUACCCAGCAUCCAACCCCGAGCGUCCUGUUGUCAUACUGUAUGCUGAGAUUGGCACAGAGGAUUUCUACAGGUUCCAUAAGCUGCUUGUUAUAAAGGCUGAGGCAGGAGAAAUCACUUAUGUCCUCAGACACUAUAUUGCUAAUCCCAGUAAGGAAAAAGUCUACCUCUCUGGCUAUGGUGUGGAACUGGCUAUUAAAAGUACUGAAUAUAAGGCCAAGGAUGAUACACAGGUGAAAGGCACUGAUGUGAAUGCUACAGUAAUAGAUGAAGAUGACCCUAUUGAUGAGGUGCAAGGAUUUCUUUUUGGGAAAUUAAGGCAGUUGUAUCCUGACUUGACUGAAGAGCUGAAAGAGCUUAGAAAACACCUCGUGGAAAGUACCAAUGAGAUGGCACCCUUGAAAGUAUGGCAGUUACAAGAUUUAAGUUUUCAAACUGCUGCACGUAUUUUGGCUGCUCCUCCUGUGGAUGCUUUGAUGGUCAUGAAAGAUCUGAGUCAGAACUUCCCUACAAAGGCCAGAGCCAUAACAAAAACAGUUGUUUCCAUGGAACUCAGAACAGAAAUUGAAGAGAACCAAAAGUAUUUCAAAGGAACGUUAGGAUUACAGCCAGGGGAUUCUGCUCUCUUCAUCAAUGGACUACAUAUUGAUUUAGACACUCAGGACAUAUUUAGCUUGUUUGAUGUGCUACGCAAUGAAGCUCGUGUUAUGGAAGGUCUGCACAGCUUGGGGAUUGAAGGACUUUCCUUGCACAAUGUUCUGAAAUUGAACAUCCAGCCAUCAGAUUCAGACUAUGCAGUGGACAUCAGAAGCCCUGCUAUUUCGUGGAUCAACAAUCUGGAAGUUGACAGCAGGUAUAAUUCCUGGCCUUCCAGUGUGCAGGAACUGCUGCGUCCCACAUUCCCAGGGGUGAUCAGACAGAUCAGAAAGAACUUCCAUAACUUGGUGCUGAUAGUAGAUCCUACUCAUGAGACCACAGCAGAAUUAUUGAAUGUGGCAGAGAUGUUCUUCAGUAACCACAUCCCACUGAGGAUAGGACUAGUCUUUGUGGUUAAUGACUGUGAUGAUGUUGAUGGACUUCAGGAUCCUGGCGUUGCCCUUCUUAGGGUGUACAAUUAUGUGGCACAAGAAAUGGACAAUAAUUAUGCUUUCCAGACAGUCAUGUCUAUAUAUAACAAAGUAAAAACAGGAGAUCAGCUGAAGGUGGAGCACGUGGUUAGUGUUCUUGAGAAACAGUAUCCUUAUGUGGAAGUGAACAGUGUUCUGGGAAUUGAUUCUGCCUAUGAUCAAAACAGAAAGGCAGCAAAAAGUUACUACGAGCAGACGGGUGUAGGCCCUCUCCCUGUGGUGCUGUUCAAUGGGAUGCCUUUUCAAAAGGACCAGCUGGAUCCUGAUGAUCUGGAAAUGGUGACAAUGCACAAAAUCCUGGAAACCACAAGCAUCUUCCAGCGAGCUGUGUACCUGGGUGAACUAUCUAAUGACCAAGAUGUGGUUGAGUAUAUCAUGAACCAGCCUAAUGUUGUUCCAAGAAUUAACUCAAGGAUCUUAAUGGCAGACAGAGAGUACCUAGAUCUGACAGCGAUGAAUAACUUUUAUGUGGAUGACUUUGCUAGAUUCAGCACGUUGGAUUCCAAAGAUAAGACAGCUGCUGUGGCAAACAGCAUGACCUACUUAACAAAGAGAGGAAUGUCUUCCAAGGAGAUCUAUGAUGAUUCUUUUGUUAGACCAGUGACUUUUUGGAUUGUUGGUGAUUUUGAUAAACCUUCAGGGAGGCAGUUGUUGUAUGAUGCCAUUAAACAUCAGAAAUCCAGCAAUAACGUUCGAAUUAGCAUGAUUAAUAAUCCUAGUGAGGAGCCAAACAGCAGCAACACCGUUGUCGCUAAGGCCAUAUGGGCAGCUCUGCAGACACAAACAUCAAAUAAUGCCAAGAAUUUCAUCACCAAAAUGGCAAAAGAAGAAAUUGCAAAGGCACUGGAGGCAGGAGCUGACAUCUUAGAAUUUGCAGUUGGGGGUAUGGAUACCAAUAUUUUUAAGGAAGCCUUUGAAUCUCCCAAAGUGGAUUUCAUUCUGUCCCAUGCUAUAUAUUGCAGAGAUGUACUCAAGCUGAAGAAGGGACAGAGGGCUGUGAUCAGCAACGGAAGGAUAAUUGGCCCGUUAGAGGAUGGCGAGAUGUUCAAUCAGGAUGACUUCCACCUCCUUGAGAAUAUCAUCCUAAAGACAUCAGGACAGAAAAUCAAAUCUCAGAUUCAGCAGCUGGGAUUUGAAGAAGAUCUUGCUAGUGACUUGGUAAUGAAAGUGGAUGCUCUUCUUUCUGCUCAACCAAAAGGAGAGGCAAGAAUUGAAUAUCAGUUUUUUGAAGAACGAUACAGUGCAAUUAAACUAAGACCAAAAGAGGGAGAGACAUAUUUUGAUGUUGUGGCCAUUGUUGAUCCUGUUACCAGAGAUGCUCAAAGACUUGCUCCAUUACUUUUGGUUUUGAACCAACUGAUAAACAUGAACCUAAGGGUGUUUAUGAACUGCCAGUCAAAACUUUCUGACAUGCCUCUAAAAAGCUUUUAUCGCUACGUUUUGGAGCCGGAAAUUUCUUUCACAGCAGAUAACAGCUUUGCUUCUGGACCAAUUGCCAAGUUUUUGGAUAUGCCUCAGUCUCCACUAUUCACUUUGAACCUAAAUACUCCUGAGAGCUGGAUGGUGGAAUCUGUCAGGACCCCAUAUGACCUUGAUAAUAUUUACUUAGAGGAGGUGGAUAACGUUGUUGCUGCUGAAUAUGAGUUGGAGUAUCUGCUUCUGGAAGGACACUGCUAUGAUAUCACCACUGGGCAGCCACCUCGGGGCCUCCAGUUUACCCUGGGAACCUCAACCAAUCCUGUCAUCGUGGAUACCAUUGUUAUGGCCAACUUGGGUUACUUCCAGUUAAAGGCCAAUCCUGGUGCGUGGACUCUAAGGCUCAGGAAGGGCAGAUCUGAAGAUAUCUACAGGAUCUACAGCCACGAUGGCACAGACUCUCCACCUGAAGCUGAUGAAGUUAUUGUCGUUCUCAACAACUUCAAAAGCAAAAUUAUUAAAGUGAAGGUUCAGAAAAAACUAGACAUGAUGAAUGAAGAUCUACUGAGUGAUGGCACCAAUGAGAACGAAUCUGGAUUUUGGGAAUCUCUCAAAUGGGGAUUCACAGGAGGACAAAAGAAUGAAGAUGUGAAGCAGGACAAAGAUGAUGUAUUAAAUAUAUUCUCUGUGGCUUCAGGACAUUUAUACGAAAGAUUCCUACGCAUAAUGAUGUUGUCUGUGCUGAAACACACCAAGACUCCCUUAAAGUUUUGGUUUCUGAAGAACUACUUGUCACCUAUGUUCAAGGAGUUCAUCCCAUAUAUGGCUAAGAAGUACAACUUCCAGUACGAGCUUGUCCAGUACAAAUGGCCACGCUGGCUUCACCAGCAAACAGAGAAACAGCGAAUCAUCUGGGGUUACAAGAUCCUCUUUCUGGACGUGCUCUUCCCGUUAGCUGUUGAUAAAAUCUUAUUUGUGGAUGCUGAUCAGAUUGUGCGCACAGAUCUAAAGGAAUUAAGGGAUUUCAAUCUAGAUGGUGCUCCUUAUGGAUACACUCCGUUCUGUGACAGUAGAAGAGAGAUGGAUGGCUACAGGUUCUGGAAGUCGGGAUACUGGGCAAGUCACUUAGCUGGAAGAAAAUACCACAUCAGUGCUCUGUAUGUUGUGGAUCUGAAGAAGUUCAGAAAGAUAGCAGCUGGAGACCGCCUCCGGGGACAAUACCAGGGUCUCAGUCAGGAUCCUAACAGUCUGUCUAACCUUGAUCAGGAUUUGCCCAACAACAUGAUCCACCAGGUGCCAAUCAAAUCGCUGCCACAGGAGUGGCUUUGGUGUGAAACAUGGUGUGAUGACUCCUCAAAGAAGAGAGCAAAAACCAUUGAUUUGUGUAAUAACCCAAUGACCAAAGAGCCCAAGCUGCAGGCAGCAAUGCGUAUUGUUCCAGAGUGGCAGGACUAUGAUCAAGAAAUCAAACAGCUCCAUAACCUUUUCCAGAAAGAAAAAGAAACAGGAACACCAGCUCAGACGUCAGGACAACACACACAAGAUGCAGCAGCACAUGUGGAAUUAUGAUCCAUGGAGAAGAAUUCAAGUUAGACUGUUUCAUAGACAAUUUUUAUAUUGAAAGCUAGGUUUUUUUUUUGUUGGUUUUUUUUCCGGUAUGUCUGCAAAACUGCUGAAUAAUUGAAUGGGAUGAUGUAUGCAUUUUUAUUACUUGCCUUUGGGUUAAUUUCUGCAUAUGAAAUAAGAUCUGGAUUGCUGGAAUUAGCAUUACCGUUCUUUUGCACCUGUGGUGGAGAUGAAAGAGCCUGUGAUGGAAUUCAGCAUUUUGGAAACAAAACUUCAAUAUCCACUGGAAAACUUCAGCUGUUGCUGCCUCCACCACUGAUGAAGAUCCUGUGUUAAGCCUCAGAUCUUACUUGAGAGCCUGGAAAAUGCAGCCCGGUGAGCUGUUGGCUAGAAUGUAAGUCCUAGCCCCUACUGGUGGAGUUAAUUUUUCCAGGUGAUUUUAAAAGGCUCCGAAUUUUGCUUUCAAUUGGGAUGUUGUUUCAUCAGCAAGUUUUCAGUCAACAGUUCUCCUCGGGUUGAUUCAGGAUGCCCUUGAUUUUUUUUUUUUUAUUUUUUUUAAUCAAAUCCAGCAUUAUUUCAUCUCUGUUUCCUGUCUUCAUUUGUCACCCAACUUUUGACAAUUUGACUUCAUGUAAAUCUGCCACAGUCUGUGUAAAUGCCCGUCCCAAGUACAAAUGCCUACAAAGGGAGCAGAACGUUGGAUCUGACUGUUCCAUUCCUCGCAGCCCAUCUGACUGGAAAUAAAAGUGCCCUCCUGCCUUCUUUGCUCAAAGCUCAAGUCCAUCUGCAAUGCUGGUAGGGCCUCACCAUUGCUGUGGUUCACUGAUUCAUGAAUGUGUUUUUGUUUGUAGAAGAAUCUUUGGAAGCUUGGAAGCUUUUCAUCACGUACAUUUCAUUAACUUUAUUUUUCUUCAAACACAGAUGUUGUCACAUGAAUAAUAAACUUUGGAGUUCUUCGAUGUUAAGCUUUAGUUCACAUUCAGUCUUUUCAUCAUCCUAUUUUCUCACAUAUUACUCCAAAUUUGAUUUUGGAACUUUUGAAUAUUUGAGUUGCAUUUGUUUUCCUUUAACCCACUGACAAGAAAACAUUUUGCUCCAAGGAUGAGUUGCCCUGAGCUGAUUGGUUUUGUUGUUUUCUUUUUUUCGUAAUUCAUAUUCAUGUGUUAAUUUUUAAAGAUGCUGCAGCAGUCAUAUGAACUUAAAAAUCCUCAAACCCUCCUUCCCUCAUUCUGUAGGAUUAUUGUCUGCUCCCUGGAACACAGAGACUUGGAAGAGUUGAAAUACAGGAACCCAACUGGUAUUUCUGUGUUGAAGUGAAAGGUAGCUCUGUAUGCACUGCUUCUUUAGAGAUCCAGGUUGGGAUUGUUUCUGCCUCCUGUUUUUCUUAUACAGAUUUUCUGUGCUAUAAGAAAUUCCCCCUAAAGAGAAUCCUGACUUAGAUAUUUGUCUAGAAAUAUUGUUUUAUACAUCAUGUAAAUGUCCUGGGGGAUUCUAAAAGACAUCAGUUGUAGAAUUCAAACUGUUCUCCAGGGCAGUGCCCAAGUCUCUAACCCAGAUUCUUAGAGAACGUGGUAAAAAGAAACAGCAACGCUCCCGUAAAUUUGCAGUGCUGGCACUGAUGCCAAAGUGAGUAAAUGAAUCAGCAGCACUGUGCCCACACUGCUAGUGGGUGCCAGAAUAGGUGACUGCAGAAAGGCAGAGGAAAGGCCAAUCUCCCCUCUGCCUAGGGAAAACAGUGCAGAUGUGAGGGGCUGGAUAUCAAGCCCUGAGCUUACUGAGCAUGAGUUUUCAGCUUAGGUAUUUCCCCUUUUGUGAGGUUUUCAGUUCAAAUGGUCUCCCUGAUGGUUUGUAGCUUACAAAUGCUUUAUGCUUGCUGUCAAACUGUUCCAGGUGAGGCUAAGCAGACUUACCCUAGGAGGAUUUUUUUCUAGUGUAAAGACCAAUGAUGUGCCUGCCAACAAAUUGAAGUUAGUUAUUAGAUAUUAUGUUGGUCUUUUUUAAUCAGAUAAAGUAACACUGGUAAUGUUCACCUUUCUGUGUAACUGCACCUCUGCCCCUUUUGGAGCCCAUGGAAUGGCACACAAUGGAGGGUAACAGCUGUGCUCCACUUUUAUCCAGGGCUGCCCUGGGGCAGCAAAGGAGGCGUGCUUAGGGCUGAUAGGAUGGGGGUGCAGGAAGAGUCUGUCCCAUCAGAACAAGAAAACUACAGUUUGCUGUGAAAUAAGACCUCCUCCUAUCAAAAAACCAUAUUUGACUUCGCUUUUUUCAAAUGUUAUUUGAAGCCAGAAGAUGGAGAAUAAGGUAACUUGCUGAAAUUCAAUUUACAGUACCUUCUUUGGAGCUGGAUAGGAAGGAAGGAUUUUUUAAAAUUCAGUGUAAGUUACAGAAUUAUUUUUUUAAUUAUGCUCCUCCAUUGUUAAUAGUUAAUGUAUGCACUUGAACACACACACCACUAUUUGUUUUUUUCUUUUUAAUUAUCAACCAAGCUAUGGAGAAUGUUGGUUGUUUUUUCCUUCUUUAACACAGACCACGUUCUUCUGUUCAGAUCUUAUUAAAAAACAUAUAAACCAUUUGGAAGGGAGAGGAACCAGAAGCACACGUAUGGUGAGAUCUCCUACCUUUUGCAGUACUCCUAAGAGUGCUGUACUUAUUCAUAAGUACACAAUAAAAUCCUCCCAGCACCAGGCAUUCAGAAUGUGAAGUACUGCAGGUGGUUGUGGGAAGCCACUCUUAGCACAUGAGAAUGACACUGAGGAGGAUACUUAUGGUUUGGAUCUGUGCAUGUGCUUGCUGGUAAAAAAGCAUCUUAUGCUGAGAUGAUGACUGAGACAGAGCUGCUUCUGACUGUGCCUGUUCCUGGAAAUGAGUAAGAAAAAUGAUGAGAAAAAUAGAAAAUUGGAAUGAAUGUGGUUACAGUGUAAUUUUGGAUCCUCAGUCUAGAAAGGGAACUUCUGUGGCAAGGCAGUGCUGCUGUUCCCAGUCUCUCACUGUCACACGUUUGUCCUUUUGAUAAAAAGUUGAUGCUUAAAAGAAUAUGUUAUUUUGAAAGGAAGAUUAUUUUUUUUUUUGGCCUGGGUAGGAAACAGAUAAUAGCACAUAAGUGCUGAAGAAUGUUGUAGAGAUAGCUCUUCCAUAGACUUGUUGUAAAACAAGGAAGUGAAAGGGGGAUGUACAAAAGAAAAGAAGUAACAAUCCAGUCAUGGUUUUGGAAAUCAAAAUCUGUUCAAGAAUGUGCCACAGCUCUGUGGCACUGAUACCUAAUGAGCCUGGAUCCAGGGAGUUACUCAUUCCUGCAUAUUACCUGAGAUCACAGCAAUUUUCCCAGUAUGGUGACAACAAUAAGAUGAUGUCUCAUAUAAUAAAAUCUUUCUGUUCUUUA